Alligator sinensis (Chinese alligator) is the source of this 537-nucleotide messenger RNA. It is a transcript of the gene RPS26, whose product is annotated as ribosomal protein S26. NCBI's taxonomy places the organism in Eukaryota, Metazoa, Chordata, Crocodylia, Alligatoridae. Gene Ontology annotation, molecular function: mRNA binding; structural constituent of ribosome. Gene Ontology annotation, biological process: translation. Gene Ontology annotation, cellular component: cytosolic small ribosomal subunit; ribosome. Bases 134 to 481 code for a protein of 115 amino acids. The record is from RefSeq and is a predicted model, not a curated record. The transcript has 4 exons.
GUCCUUACUUUGGGGGGGCUGCGGGCGGGCAGGCAGCUCCGGAGGCCGGCGGAGGGAUACCAGGGAGCCGAGGCGAGGUAUAUAAGAGUCGCGUCACGGCAGCCGGAUCCUCUUUCGUCUCCUCGGCGGCAAGAUGACGCGGAAGAGGCGCAACAACGGGCGCGCCAAGAAGGGGCGCGGGCACGUGCAGCCCAUCCGCUGCACCAACUGCGCGCGCUGCGUGCCCAAGGACAAGGCCAUCAAGAAGUUCGUCAUCCGCAACAUCGUGGAGGCCGCGGCCGUGCGCGACAUCUCCGAGGCCUCCGUCUUCGACUCAUAUGUGCUGCCCAAGCUGUACGUGAAGCUGCACUACUGCGUCAGCUGCGCCAUCCACAGCAAGGUGGUGAGGAACCGCUCCCGUGAAGCCCGCAAGGACCGCACACCCCCACCCCGCUUCCGUCCCGCAGGUGCUGCCCCCCGGCCCCCACCCAAGCCCAUGUAAGGAGUUGGUGCUGGAGAUGGAGAUCCAGCAUGGAUUAAUAAAUGAGUUAUACUUGC